Carassius gibelio (silver crucian carp) is the source of this 3588-nucleotide messenger RNA. Its product is annotated as ADP-dependent glucokinase. NCBI's taxonomy places the organism in Eukaryota, Metazoa, Chordata, Actinopteri, Cypriniformes, Cyprinidae. Gene Ontology annotation, molecular function: ADP-specific glucokinase activity. Gene Ontology annotation, biological process: glucose metabolic process. The record is from RefSeq and is a predicted model, not a curated record. The transcript is spliced from 6 exons. Bases 774 to 2210 code for a protein of 478 amino acids. Gene Ontology annotation, cellular component: endoplasmic reticulum.
ACGAGGUCCUACACACCAAAGAGGACCUGAAAGAGGCCUUUGUCCACUACAUGGGGAAGGGUGCCGCCGCAGAGCGCUUCUUCUCAGAUAAAGAGGUUUUUCAAAGGAUUGCACGGGCGGCUGCAGAAUACCCCGGCGCUCAGGUGCGAGACGAAUCGUUUAAUUACAGCAGGAGUGGGUUUUGUGGUCUCUGCCAAACUGUUUCCCUCUGGGCAUGAAUGGACGGAGAUUAGCUGGUGUCUGAGCAGACGAAAUCCUGUCUAACAGGUUUGACUGCCCUGAUUCAGACCGUAGUGUGGUGAAAUCCACAGCAGAUGCUGAAGUGUGCGACCUUUAAUCUGUCUUUCCAUUUAGACUCUGGUUCUGCCUAUGUCCUAUAAUAUCUGGUUUAAUUUUGGCAUCUGCUGUAAAUGGAUCUUGAGAUCCCUUGAGAUCCGACGGUUUCAUUUCAAUGCAUGAGAGGGGAAUUGAGUUUCUGUGUCAAAUUUAAUUUAGCAUAAUCAACAGUAAUUAAAAGGCACAGUGGCUGGACCAUGAAUCUUAUAACAGGUUAUUUACACAACAACAACAAUUUAUAUGAAAAUGUUAAAGGGGGGGUGAAAUGCUAUUUCAUGCAUACUGAGAUUUUUACACUGUUAAAGAGUUGGAUUCCCAUGCUAAACAUGGACAAAGUUUCAAAAAUUAAGUUGUACUUUUCUGUUCCAAAAAUACUCCUUCCAGUUUGUCAAAAGUUUCGGAAAGUUAUUUUCGAGUAUGGCUCUGUGUGACGUUAGAUGGAGCGGAAUUUCCUUAUAUGGGUCCUGAGGCACUUCUGCCGGAAGAGCGCGCUCCCGUAUAGCAGAGCACUGAGAGCACAACAGACUUCACUGAUCAGAGCGAGAGCGUCGCCAAAUGUCACAAAAGGAGCGUGUUUUUGGUUGCCAGGGCAAGACAACCCUGCACAGAUUACCAAAAGAGAAACAGCAUUAAGGGACCAGUGGAUGGAGUUUAUUUUUACAGAGCAUCAACGGAGUUGUGCAAGUGUUUUUGUUUGUUCCCUGCAUUUCGAAGAUGCUUGUUUUACAAACAAGGCCCAGUUUGACGACGGAUUUGCGUAUCGUUUAUUUCUUAAGGAUAAUGCAAUCCCAACGAAAAAGGGUCACGAUCGUGUGUUGGAACCGCAGGCGCUUUAUGUGGGUGGAAAUGCUGCUCUUAUUGGUCAGAAACUGGCGUCUAACCCAGAACUCGUGGUCCUCUUGUGUGGUCCGGUGGGGCCGAAGCUUCAUGAUAUGCUGGAUGAACAGAUCGUAGUCCCGCCCGAAUCUCUACAGGAGACCGAUGAGUUCCACCUCAUCCUGGAGUACAAGUCAGGCGAACAGUGGGGUUCUGCACGAGCGCCUCAAGCGAACCGCUUUAUCCUGUCUCAUGACGUGUCUAAUGGUGAAAUGAGCACGCUGGAGACAUUCGUGGCCAGUCUGGAGGACUUCCAGCCGGACCUGGUGGUUCUGUCCGGACUGCACAUGAUGGAAGGAAUGGGCCGGGAUCUUUGGGAGGAACGACUGAAAGAGGCGGUGGUUGCCAUCUCGGAUGUGAGGAACGAGGUGCCCAUCCACCUGGAGCUGGCUAGUAUGACGGACAGGGACUACAUGAACCGGAUCCUGCAGGAGCAGGUCAUGCCCAUCGUGAACUCCGUCGGUCUGAACGAACAGGAGCUGCUGUUUUUGGCUCAGUCUGGAGGCGGGCCUCACGCUGACCUCACUUCCUGGGAUGGGAUACCUGACGUGGGCCGGGUCAGCGACAUCCUGCUCUGGAUCCUGGAGCAGCACGGCCGGGCGGAUCCACAAUCUGAGGCCGAUCUGACCCGGAUCCACUUCCACACGCUAGCAUACCACAUCCUGGCUACGGUGGAUGGCCACUGGGGGAACCAGGAGGCGGCGGUGUCUGCGGGCGCACGUGUGGCCAGCAGUCAAGCCUGCGGUCUGCAAGACGUGGAUAUCACAAAGGUGAUCCUCAAGGCACCUUUGACCUUCCACAGCUCGUUCUCCGAGCCGAGGGAGAGCCUAGCGGUGGACCCGAGCCGACCGGUCACCGUGUGGAGCAGAGGGAACGUCUCGUUCCAUCUCACACCGGUCCUGGUGUGCAAACACCCGCUCAGGACUGUGGGAUUGGGCGACGCCAUAUCAGCCGAAGGCCUUGUGUUCUCAGAGCUCAUGCCUCGGCCCGAGCUCUAAGAGACGUCUCUCUCCGUCCAUCCUUCUGAAGACACGUCCUCGCCGUUAGAUCCUAACGCUGGAGAAACAGACUCGGAGGGCGUCAAACUACAGGAUGCUUUCAAAGCGAGCUGCGGAUGCACUGUUGUACUUUUGUCUGAAAUCGCAUUUCGUGAAAAAACGCACUGAAUGCAAUGACAUCAAACCAGCGUUUGAACCAAAAAUGAACGUUCGGCUCAUCAUCCGCUCAACACUAAAUCGAAACGACUGUCUUAUAAACACAGUACAGUGCAGAAGUCACAUGGUUUUAGCGAAGUAUAUGAUGACUACUAAUGAGUUUUUAACUAUGAUUAGAGAUCAGACAGACCUGAAAGUGAAUUUUAGAGUCUAAAACAUCUCAAAUCUCUAUAAAGACGCUUUUAUUUGGUGUAUGAACAUUAAUACGUAAGCGGAACCGGAUGCACUUCAGGUUUAGAUCCAGUCUAGUUAACGUGAAGCUCUCUUAUCCUAAUGAAGCAGAAGUGAUUAAAGCAAUGUUCAUGGGGUUAAACUAAAGUCUAAAUAAUUCCUGAAUAGUAGUUUAGAUCACGCGCUUCCCUGAGGCUAUUAUUCCAUGCACAUAUUACUAAGUACUAUUCGUUACUCUUGUCUUAAACGUAUCUAAAUGUUGUUAAAGCUGUAUGUUUUUGUCAUCGUUUGUAUAUAAAUAGAAGAGAAAUCGUAAUAUUCUUCCAUUCAUUCUGCAGGUGUGAAUCAUGAUGCUUCCUGGUUACACUUCAUGAAUCUGUACAUACAAAAGAUGUUACUUUUUUUUAUUAGUCAUGCAUUUCCUUCCAAACAUCUUUGACGUAUGAUUUUGAAUGUUUUAUUUGGGACGUACUAAUUAAUCUCGAUAUGUGAAUUGCUAUCGGUCUUAAACCAGCAUUAAAGCCCAUCUGAGGCUUUUUAACGAAUGCAUAGUUUUAGAAGUGUUGAGCAGUGUUUGUAAAGCAGUUUGAACCACGAAUGGUUUUAUGAACGGUUUGUGUUUCUUGAAUAAGGAAAGAUUCAGAUCAUGAACCUCCUGUAUUUCUGUUACACUCCAUAUUGAUGCGGUUAGUUUCUCAAACCAACGAAAGACUUCUAGCAUUAUUGGAUUUUACAUCCUUCAUCACUGUAUUUAGAUUUGGAAUAACACAGUAGGUGUUGAGUCAUGGUGUGAGAAACUAACAGAAACUUUUAGACUGUAUGAAAUGUUUUAUGGUUUUAGUUUGCACUCGUUAUUAUGCAGCAAAUUCUUUAAGGGUUACUGGGAAAAACAUCCUUCAAUCUUAAACAUAACUACUAGAAAUAUUAGAUCUGUUAACUUGAGUAUGGAAUAUUUUUGUAUUAAUAAAACACUUCUGUACCAGGUAUAAAA